AUGCCAGAUUCAAGAAACUCAUUAACUUACUACAUCAGUCCAUCCGUCCUUUCAGAUGUUAUUGCUUAUUGUUUAUCUUUGUGUGAAAUAAUCAAGUUGAACGAUCAUGCCCGAAAUGAAUCGGCUGGCAAAGCAAGAAAAAAAAUUUGUAAUAACUAUUCCGGAACAAGAAUAGGCAUUGACGAUGAAACUAUUGAUGACAUUCGUGAUGUCAAAGAAAAGCUAUUUAAAAGGGAUGGAUUUGAUUCUUCUGGAAAGAUAUCAACCCUAUCUGUCACAACCUCGUCUUUUGUUCCUGAGGAUAUCCUAAAAUGUGAAAGAAAGGAUAUAGGUGAUAUUAAGUUUGUGAUGAAGCUCGUCUGUGAUUUGGUUUGUAAGGCCAAAAUUGUUGAAAUCGAUUGUACCAAAGGAUGGAACUAUCUUGGUUGUCCUAGGUGCCACAAAAAAGUGCAAGAAUUUUCAUUAUCUAAGAUCAAAGUUGAGGAUGAAACAAAUGAUUUUAAGACGGAUGAGAAUAAUGCUCGCUCAGUUUACUACCGUUGUGUCGAUGUAUGUGGCAAAAUUGUGCCAAAUGUUACUCCAAGGUACAAAGUGUUUGUACUUAAAGAUCAAACAAACAAGCAUCCUUUUGUAUUGUUUGAUCGUGAUGUGGAGAACAUCGUGAAGAUUUCUUGCAGAGAUCUAAUGGAGACAAUGUCUGAGGAUGAUGAUUAUAAAAUCGAUUCGAAUGAUGAAGGAGUCUUGGGUUCUCAAUCUAUUGAAUCAAAUAUGCUUAAGCUUUUGGAUACUGGUUUGGCCAAACAGUUGGAAAAGAAACAUCUUAAUAAACAGUUGAUCGUAAAGUCUUCUGAUGACAAAAGCCACUUCAUAGAUAUGUACAUCAAUGACGGCGAUCGUACCCACCUUUACGGACCGACUCUUAAUAAUUUUAUUGAAGUUUCUGGAAUUUGUCUCCACCACACUUUACUGUUGGUUUAUCAUCCAGAUGGUUAUUUGAAGAUAUUCCGUUUUGGUCUUUCUGGUAUUGAAGGCGGUAGAUCUAAAUCUAAAUCCUUAAUGGGUGGUCCUUUUCUUUUGAAAAUGAAUCAGGAGAACCUAAACUUUGGCCAUAUCCGGAAGCAUUAUCUCGAUCGCUGUCAUCGGCCUAAGAAUGAAGAAGUGGCGAUUGUCUGUGACGACAAAGAUCAGGUUCAUUUUCUGGAGAUUGUUCGAAUUAAAGGGAAAGCAGUUGGAUUAUCUGAAAAAUCUUGGAAAAAUUUCACGAAUGCUACUAUAAUGAGUAUGGUUGCAAGUUUUUGGUAUUUAAUUAUCGAUUCGGUGUUGAAUUCUCUGUGA
Molecule: messenger RNA, 1335 nt
Organism: Oldenlandia corymbosa var. corymbosa
Lineage: Eukaryota; Viridiplantae; Streptophyta; Magnoliopsida; Gentianales; Rubiaceae
Source: the annotation of a GenBank genome assembly